AUGUUCCGGAAAAUCCGACUGUGUAGCCUGAGUUAUGAAAUGUGUACUGGAAUUUCAAAACUAACCAUCGCGACAGAAAGGUUCCCAGUGCUGAAGCGGUCGUACGCAGCCAUCAGCAAUGUUUUAGAAAGAACCAUCGUGAGAAAUAAUGGUAUACAGAGAAAGUUCCCAGGGCUAACUGGCCCUUUUGCCAAAAGGCAUCUUUCAUAUAAAGCACCAUCUUCAAGCAAGCUUGUAGCAUGUCAUGAAAAUAGCCAAGGGUUAAAUCUGAUGUUUUCAAAUGGCCAGGCUGCGCAACUUCAUUAUUUCUGGCUAAGGGAUCACUGUACCUGCCAAGAAUGUUAUCACCCUCAAACAUUUCAGAAGCUUGUUGAUACAUAUCAGAUUCCGUUGGACAUUAGACCAAAGUCAGUAACCAGCAGGGAGGAUUCAUUGACAGUUGAAUGGCCUGAUGGUCACAAAAGUACAUUCACUAGUAGUUGGCUCAACAAGAACAAAUAUGGUCAAUCAUAUCAUUGUUUUGAUGUCAAAGAAAUAGAAAAGCAUCUAUGGAAUAAAGAAAGAUUUAGAGGUAUUGAAGAUUCUUUGUUUGAUGAGGUCAUUAAAUCUGAUGAAAAGUUGUUGGAAUAUCUUGAAAAAAUUGUUAAGUAUGGGAUAGCAUUUAUUGAUGGCAUUGAAGAACCAUACAAAGAGAGCCUUGAAAAAAUUGCCAACCGAAUAGGACACAUCCAAUUAACCCAUUAUGGGGAUAUGUGGACAUUUGUUAGUGGUGGAUUUGAAUUUGCUGACACAGCUUACUUGUCCAUCAAACUGGAAGGUCAUAAUGAUGGAACAUACUUUUACGAAUCGCCAGGAUUACAAACUCUUCACUGUGAUUUUCAUACUGGAGAAGGUGGAGAAAAUGUGUUUGUUGACGGCUUUUAUGUCGCAGAAAAACUGAAAGAGACUGACCCUGAGGCUUAUACAUUUUUAGCCACAAAGAAGAUACCUUCAGUAUAUUAUGAGAAGGAUGCCUUCCUAUUUAAAGCCUAUGACACAGUGUUAAAGCUGGAUGACUUUGAUAACGAGAUUUAUCAAAUAAGAUUCAACCCAAACGACCGUGAUGUACUUAGCUGCCUCUCUUUUGAAGAAGUUGAGAAAUUCUACAAGGCUUCUCACAGCCUGACGAGGCUUAUACGUGACCCGAGCAAUGAAUUAGUCGUUAAGCCAAGGCCAGGAAGAGCCGCCAUUUUUGACAACUGGAGAGUUUUUCAUGCGAGGAAUUCGUACACCGGACAGAGAUCCAUGUCCGGCUUCUACAUGCAGCGUCACACUUUCCUAAGCAAGAUCCAUGCAUUAAGGGAAAAGCUCUUUAAAGCCAGCUAAACAAAGUUUUAGAAACUUUGCUAGAUUUUAAUAUAUAUUUUUCUAAAUUGAAAGCUGUAGUAUUUUAGUUAAACUAUGGGGAGUAGCUAAUUUUGAAUUAUCCGACGACUACCUGCUUGCAUAAAAGUAUGAGUUUAUCUUGAAGUCGCGUAUUUUGUAAUUGUCUUCUUAGGUAAUAGUUUGACAAUAUAGCAAAGUUUAUUGAGCCCACUGCGCUGAUUCAUUUAUAUAGAUGAUAUAUGGACUUUCUAGUGAAAAUAAUGCCUGCAGUAAACAUCGACUUUAUCUUUAUCUUCAUACGGCAGUUUCUUUUUUCGUUGAUUGUUUUUAUAUUCAAAUAAACAAAUUUUUACCGCAGAAUAACCAUCAAAUUUUAAUACUAUUAACAUGUCGUUAUAUAUUUAACAGAAUCCGUUCAAUAAUUAAGAGAGCAGCUAGUUUUGCCUUUUAAUCAAUUUUUAUGUGAGUACAGCCGGAGCACAACCAUCCUAAUUUUGUUUACUCGGUAAUGUUUGAUGUUUGCCAAUUUGUAGAAAAUUUACAUAAAUGUUAGCUAGGAUUUGUUAUUGUGUAAUUUUUAACUAAGUUUAUUGAAUUGUUGUCAUUUAGAUUAAUAAUAAUUGUGAAUUACAAGAUUUAGUAAUG
This is a messenger RNA of Rhopilema esculentum, 2010 nucleotides long. Its product is annotated as trimethyllysine dioxygenase, mitochondrial. Lineage: Eukaryota; Metazoa; Cnidaria; Scyphozoa; Rhizostomeae; Rhizostomatidae. Gene Ontology annotation, biological process: carnitine biosynthetic process. Gene Ontology annotation, molecular function: iron ion binding; trimethyllysine dioxygenase activity. Gene Ontology annotation, cellular component: mitochondrion. The record is from RefSeq and is a predicted model, not a curated record.